Messenger RNA from Phlebotomus argentipes, 2317 nucleotides. RefSeq names its product myotubularin-related protein 9. The coding region runs from base 325 to 2004 and encodes 559 amino acids. The transcript is spliced from 2 exons. Lineage: Eukaryota; Metazoa; Arthropoda; Insecta; Diptera; Psychodidae. The record is from RefSeq and is a predicted model, not a curated record. Gene Ontology annotation, biological process: negative regulation of autophagy.
CUCCACGUCGAGAUGGACAUUUUGUAGGUAAAAAUGUUGAAUUUAUGUCAACAUUGCCUGGCAUUGUGACAGAAUCACAAUUUCCAUGACCAAUUUGCCUUUACGCUGUGUUCUUUUGGACUCCCUUUGGACUGUCAUUGUGCUGCUUGUGGCAUAGUUAUUUUCACUUCCCAUCGCUCAGAUAAGCCCUAGGCGGGUAUAAGUGCACACAAAUUGGUGAUAAGGCGUGAGGGAGAUCAGUGCCUGACCAAAUGGGCGAUUGGGGCCCGCAGCGAUAGGCGUUCUGACGUGAAAAAGCGUGCAUGCAAAAGUGCCACCCACACGAUGGAGUUCGCCGAGUUGAUUCUCACCCCGAAGCUCGACAAUGUUGUCCUCCUGGCCGGCGGGGAUCAGCCCCCCGUGGCGGGCACACUCUGCAUCACUGGUCACCACCUCAUCCUCAGCACGCGCAAGGAGGACACGCAGGAAUUGUGGCUGCUGCACCAGAACAUUGACUUCCUGGAGCGGAAACCGCAUGUGGUGAACAAUCAGCUUCAGGGUGGGACGCUAGUGCUGAAAUGCAAGGAUCUGCGAGUGAUUGCACUGGAGAUUUCUGCUUCUCAGGACUUUCUCAAUGUCGCCCAGACCAUUGAGCAGUUGAUCACGCUGGACAGCGUGAAUCUGCUCUAUGCCUUCUUCUACAGGCCAAUGUUUUCCAUCUUGGAGGAUGGCUACGAGAUGUUCAGGCCUGAGGUGGAGUUCUCGAAGUUGCUGGCCAGCGAGGAGUGGCGCCUUAGCUCAGUGAAUCGCGACUUCUCUGUGUGCUCCUCCUAUCCUGCUGCUGUGGUAGUUCCUCGUGGGAUCACCGAUGAGCAGAUCAUUGCGUCUGCUGGAUUCCGAGAUGGCGGACGCUUUCCGUUGAUCAGCUAUCGCCACGAGAAUGGUGCUGUGAUGCUGAGAAGUGCCCAACCCUCGCCCACGUCUAGCGGGAAGCGCUGUCGUGCCGACGAAGCCAUCCUCAACAGUGUGCUGGGCAAGAGCCGCAAGGGCUUCAUUGUGGACACGUGGGGCGUGAAGGGGAAAGCCACAACGGAGACGGAUCAGCAUUACUCGCAGUGGAAGAAAGCCACCCGAUCUGUGGGCACGUUUUCCCACAUUUCCCAGCUUCUGGAGUGCUUCAGUCGCCUCGUGGAAGCAUGCAAUGACAUCACUUGCUCACCAGACAAAUGGCUCUCGCGACUGGAGAACAGCAACUGGCUGGGUCAUGUCCUCAGCGCCCUCAACACUGCCUGCGUGGUGGCUCAGUGUCUCGACCAGGAUGGCAGUCCGGUGCUGGUGCACGGCGGCAAGGGUCUAGACACCACUCUCAUCGUCACGUCGCUGGUGCAGAUCAUCCUCAAUCCCGACUGUCGCACAGUGCGCGGAUUACAGGCCUUAAUAGAAAGGGAGUGGGUCCAGGCGGGAUUUCCCUUUCACACGCGCCACCGGCAGUCCUGCUACACACCCUCUCACGUGCGCGCCAAAACCUCUGGCUCCAGCUUCGUUCUCUUCCUCGACUGCGUUCACCAGCUCCAUGCCCAGUUCACCUGUAGCUUCGAGUUCAGUACAAACUUCCUGGUGAUGCUCUUUGAGCACAGCUAUAGCAGUCAAUUCGGCACAUUCCUCGCCGACUCCGAGCGCGAGCGCACUCAACUCGGUGUCACCACCAAGACCACAAGCCUCUGGUCGUACCUCAACCGCCCGGAAGUGCUGCGGAACUUCCUCAGUCCCGUGUAUGAGCCCAAUCCAGCCGUCAUCUGGCCUUCUGUCGCCCCCAUCAGCCUCGUGGUGUGGAAGGAGCUGUACCUGCGAUGGGUGGUUGACCAGGACCAAGCACAGAAGCUCAGAAAUCAAAUUCAGUCACUCGUGGAUGAGGAGAAGGAGCUGCGAUCUAAGGUUGUACGCCUGCGGAAGCAAUUGAUGGAUCUCUACAGGGACUACCAGGACCUCGAGAAGUGUGGACGUGGAACGGAUCAUUGUGAAUAGUUGUCUCUCUCCCGGUGUGCAAUUCGUCAGUCAAUUCCCGGCCUCAGAAAAUGGGUAUCUAAACUAAUAUUGAAAAUUCUCUCUCUCCCCCCUCUCUAUAUAUAUAUAUAUUCCCACAGGAAGCAUUUAAAAAGUAUUUUCUGUGUGGUUAUUCCAUGAGGACUGAAUGUAUUUUGGCAUAAUUGAUUAAAAGAUUUAACCUAACAUCAAUGUUUAUGGUAUUUUCUAAUAAAAGUGAUCGGAAAUGGGGAGUAUUUCCAGAAGAGUGUUCCAGAAGUUUUCCCGCUUCUAGCAACAGGUCAACACCCGGCGU